Messenger RNA from Neofelis nebulosa (Clouded leopard), 3378 nucleotides. RefSeq lists its product as uncharacterized. Lineage: Eukaryota; Metazoa; Chordata; Mammalia; Carnivora; Felidae. Bases 1978 to 3006 code for a protein of 342 amino acids. The record is from RefSeq and is a predicted model, not a curated record. The transcript has 4 exons.
CUGGAGAACGUGGCCGGUCCUGGGUGUGGGAGCCGCCUCCUGCCCUGGCCAGAAGGUAAACGUCCUGCAGAGCUGCCUGGGGUGGGGAGGGGCUGGGUGGAGACCACCUCCGACUCCUGGGCUGUCUCCAUCCCUGGCCGAUCCUGGGUGCUGGAGCUUAGCAAACCAGUUCAUGCACAGUCUGCCCCUGUGCAGACGAGGAGCCUGAGGUCCAAGAGGACCCAGGAUGCUGUGACUGCCUCUGCCAACCUCUGGGGCUUCUCGGGAACCCUGCUCCAGGGAGGUGCUUCCUUCUCUGAACCUGGGUUUUCUCAACUGUAAAACGGAUGUAAUCUGGUGCCCACCGCCCCAGCCACUGUGUGGGCAGAGGGCAGCUGGCAGGCCUUGAUGGGGCUUCUCCUGCAGUUUGACAAAGUUCCCCCCAGAUGAGUCCUAGGCUUCUAAGUGCCCAAGAAACCAGCAGAGCUGCAUUCCAGAUCCCCUGGCACAAGGGCAAAGGUCUCGGGGGCUGUGGUGCCGAACCUGACUUUCCAGCCCCAGUCGUCUCAAGAGAGAAGGUCCCCCUUCCCACAGAUGGGCCGGCCAGGGCCCCCCAGAGAGAAGGUCGCUGACACCCAGCUGUCUGGUGCCCCUGCCGCCCUCCACCAUGCCCUUGGAGAUGCCAUCCUUGGUCCCGAGGACUCGGACCUGGUGCCCUCUGUGACCCUGGCCGCAGCCCUGGUCCUGGUGUUCCUCCUGCUCUUGGCCUGGCUGGUGUAACACAGGCCCCUCUGAGUCUGCUGCUGCUGUGGCCUCCGAGGCAGAGGGUGGGGUAUCUGUUGGCCGGGCUGGGCAGGAGUCAGGAGUGGAGCUCCAGGAGCAGAUCCAGGGAUGGGGCUGGAGGGUGGGGGUCUGCAGAGGUGGGGAGUUGAGGGUAAGAGUGGGGGGAAAACUUGUGGCCUCUGUCUAUGGCAGCCCCCGUGGGACCCCCAGGAGGACCCCAAGGCCCCCCCCCACUGGAGAGCGGGAACCCAGGGGAGCCCUAGUCUCUGCUUUCCAACGUCACUGCUGGAGGCUCACCCCUCCAGAUGGCCGCAGGUGGUGGGCUAAGAGCCUGGGGCCCCAGAAAGUGCUGCAGCAGAUGGGGCUCAAAUCCACCUCAUCCAGGUUUGCCGCAGGGCUGGAGUCCCCAUCUUUGCACGACCAUCCGGGUGCUGCAAAUAAAGCCAGGUGAUCCCUGGGAAUUUGUGGAACGAAAUCAAAGGGAGUCCAGAAAUGAGCGUUCCAGCCCGGGCUCUGUCCACGAAGGGUUGUGCCGGUCCAUGUGGUCUUGGCCCGCCACCUGCUGGCUGAAGUGAGAAUUGCACCAUCUGCUGUGCGAUCCCUUUGGGGGUUCCUCAGGGCAGAGGAGGUGAGGGUAUUUUAUUCUUCAAACUGGAAAAACAUUUGAGAUUAUGGAUUAAGCACAAGUCCUGUUACUUAGAGAGAGCUUCUUUUACUAUUUGCUAUUUAUCUUCGUUCCUUUCAUUUCUGUAUCUAUAAUUUUACCCCAAAAAUAUCCUCAGGAAGGGGGAGGAGGGGGUGGGAGAGAAUUGUGUACAUCGGGGGGGCAGUGGUGAUGGGUCACACUGCCCAGGGUCACUGGAGUCUUGCUGCGCCAUGGUGGCCCCGUCCUGGACCUUGACAAAGGAAGGCACGCGUUGCUGAGGAUGGGAGGGGCGUGGGACCUUCAGGUUAGGACCGGGAGGCACCAGGACCCCUCUGUCCUCAUUGAACAAAUACUUAUCAAGACACCAUGUGCCAGACACGGGAAGGUGGACGGGGCGGGGGCGCCCAGAGAGCUCGGGGCUGGCCCUCCCCGGGGAAGGGAAGGCCUCUGGGGCGAGCCCCAACCACAGACUUCCUCCCCGGGGGUGACGUUUCUUUUCCCUGCUCCUCUGGCUUCUCAGAGUCAAAGCACGCACCUGUGUGUCCAGGCUGGUGUGCCGGGAGCGGCAGAUGCCCUCUGUCCCCCACCGCUGCGUGGAUUCAGCCCAGUGGAGAGGGCAGGUGGGGAGUGAGUGGGGGCUCUGGGGGCCUCAGAGACUUCCCGGGUGGAGGGGUGUGGAGGUGGAUCCUGGAGGUCUGGAGGGGCUUCUUGAAAAAGUGGGGGUGGGCACUUCAGCUGGGGGUGAGGGAGCCGAGGCCUGGGGGCUGGACAGUAGCCUUCCUGACCUGUCAGCAGCACCUCGGGGCGGCUCUCGGGAGCUCUGCUUGUCAGCUGACCCCCCACCUGCUACCGGGGUCGGGAGGCCUGACCGCCGGCACAGUGACUUUGAGACUGCCCUCCUUUGUCCCACUUCACUUCCUGUCCUGCAGGCCCAGCGUGUGGCAGGGGCAGGGCUCUGCUGGGGCCACAAACUCCGGGAACUGCACCUGCGAGGAGGAUCCCGUUCAGGGACCGGUUUUAUAAAUGCCGUCCUCCAGCUGUCCUUGCAGUUAGGUGACCGAGUGAAUCAGUUCUGGCCCAGAGGGCCAGUCCUGGGGGCCAGGCCCCAGAGAGCCACGCCGAAGACCUGGCCGGACACUCCUGGUGGAUAUUCUCGGGGACCCUCUCGGGGUGCCGGCCAACCCACACUAUCAGGUACGUCCUGCUCCGGGCUUGAUAGGGGACAGGAAAAGGCCAGGGCGAGGCCCUCCCCGCCCCGCUGGCUAACCCCCUGCUCAGGGCACUGCUGUGACCCCCACCCACUCCGGCCUCGGGGGCCUGGCAGGGUGCCCAGACGGCCUGGGGCUGAGUCCUUGCUGGGCAGAUCUGGUGAACCACUCCCCUCCAUGAGCCUCUAUUUCUCGUGUACAUGGGGACAGCGGGGAGGUCCGCACAGGCAGGUGCAGGCGGAGCCCCAAGCUGGACGCCCGGGGUCCUGGAUGGGCGCUCGUCACCUGGCCCGUCUGUUGUCAGCCCUCAUGUGGCAGGCGGGGACCCGAGGCCUGCGGGAGAGAAGGCGGCUGCCUGGGAGAUGGACACGGUCUGAUCUGAGCAGCUGAGGUGAGCUCCCUCCCUGCCUGGUGCCAGGAGGGGUCAGCGCAGGUCCCCCACCCCGGCCAGACGCCCUGGGGUUCAUGUCCCCUGCCGGCCUCAGCCAGCGCCGUCUCUGGGGACGCAGCCGGCCAGCACACGGCCGCCUUGCUUGCUCAAGCAUGACGUUACAUUUGGUCGCACGGUGGGACUCUUCCUGGCUCGCCGUGUGUAGGUGACAGUCUGGCUCUGUCCUUCCUGGCCGUCCCCGUGUCUCUCUAGUUUAUCUUCGGCCCCUGUGCUGCCGCGUGGACGUCCCGCCAAAAGCAACGACUGAAUUUUGAGUCGUGUUUUGCUGAUGGUUUUGAAGACGUAGAAUACGUUCGAUCGGGAGACCCGAG